GCACCCAGAUUAAAAAAAAAAAAUCCAGCUUUUUUUGUAGACCCUUUUCUUGGAAUAAAGUUUCGGUUGCGAUUCGUGCUAGAUUCUCGGUUUUCUUUCCAGCAAACUAAUUUUCGGGGGACUAAAUUGCAUUUGCCGGUAAAUACGGAAAAAAAAAGAAUCAACGGGUAUAAAAGAAGCUGGCUUUUGUGCAAUAUGUUAACGUGAUAGAGGAAGAAGCUGUACGGCUCUUUGAGAGAGAGAGAGAGAGAGAGAGAGAGAGAGAGAGAGAGGAGACCAACCUCGGAAACAUGGAAGGAAGUGAAUCCAGGAGCCACAAAGUUAAUGCCGAGGAACAGUUCUCCAUUGAAAUCCCUGAAACUGCUCAUCAGAUUAGCAGCGAUUCAUGGUUUCAAGUGGCAUUUGUUCUGACAACCGGAAUAAACAGCGCUUAUGUGUUGGGGUAUUCCGGCACAAUCAUGGUUCCUUUGGGUUGGAUCGGUGGUGUGGUUGGUCUUCUUCUUGCAACUGCAAUAUCUCUCUACGCAAAUUCUCUUAUUGCCAAGCUUCAUGAGCUUGGGGGGAAAAGGCAUAUCCGGUACAGAGAUCUCGCCGGUUUCAUAUACGGUCGAAAGGCUUAUCGUCUUACAUGGGGAUUGCAGUAUGUCAAUCUGUUCAUGAUCAACUGUGGCUACAUCAUACUGGCCGGUUCCGCCUUGAAGGCCGUUUAUGUGCUUUUCAGGGAGGACCAUGCCGUGAAACUGCCUCACUUCAUUGCCAUUGCGGGUCUCAUGUGUGCCCUUUUCGCGAUCGGGAUCCCCCAUUUAUCAGCUCUGGGGAUCUGGCUCGGUGUUUCAACUGUUCUCAGUCUCAUCUAUAUCGUCGUUUCGAUAGUUUUGUCAGUUAGAGACGGAGUAAAAGCACCUGCCAGAGAUUAUAACAUACAGGGCUCGUCGGUGGACAAGAUCUUUACGAUAACAGGAGCAGCCGCCAAUCUGGUUUUUGCAUUCAACACAGGGAUGCUUCCAGAAAUACAAGCGACGGUGAGGCAACCCGUUGUCAAGAACAUGAUGAAAGCUCUCUACUUUCAAUUCACUGCGGGGGUCUUACCGAUGUACGCUGUUACAUUCAUCGGGUAUUGGGCUUACGGCGCAUCCACAUCGACCUAUCUGCUGAACAGCGUCAACGGCCCGACCUGGCUGAAGGUCCUCGCUAAUAUAUCCGCUUUCCUGCAAUCUGUGAUCUCCUUGCACAUUUUCGCUAGCCCGACGUACGAAUACAUGGACACAAAGUACGGGAUCAAAGGAAGCCCGCUGGCAGCGAAGAACCUCGGGUUCAGAAUGCUAGCCCGAGGCGGGUACAUCGCAGUCAGCACUCUCCUCUCGGCCCUUUUGCCGUUCCUCGGGGAUUUCAUGAGCUUGACCGGAGCUCUCAGCACAUUCCCUCUCACGUUCAUCCUGGCCAACCACAUGUACCUUAUGGCUAAGAAGAGCAAGUUGGGUUCGGUGCAGAGGCUAUGGCAUUGGCUCAACGUUUGCUUUUUCGGGUUUAUGUCUGUUGCAGCCGCCAUUGCAGCUCUCAGGCUCAUCGCUGUUGACUCCAAGAACUUCCAUGUUUUUGCAGACGUUUAAGAACUUGCUGUUUUUUUUGUACUUGUGUUAAUCUUCUUUGUCGCCAUUGUAAUUCUCAUUAAGGUUCUUUUUGUUUUUUGUAAGUAGUGUGGCCUAAAUAGUAGAAAGUUUCAUUCCAUUUUCCAUUACAAAACAAUUUCUUUUACCUUUUUAA
Molecule: messenger RNA, 1764 nt
Organism: Tarenaya hassleriana
Lineage: Eukaryota; Viridiplantae; Streptophyta; Magnoliopsida; Brassicales; Cleomaceae
Product: proline transporter 2-like
Exons: 7
Coding region: 291-1610 (439 amino acids)
Cellular component (GO): plasma membrane
Source: RefSeq, a predicted model, not a curated record